AUGUUUGCCCAUCACGGGACGAGGAGCCUGGGCUCGCUUCACUCGCUUGACUUGGAACAUGUUCACCCAGCGACCCGGUCCGUGGUGUACCGAGGAGAUGGUGCUGAGGGGCGUGGCAAGCGUGGCAUGCCUGCCAGGGCGUUGAUGGCGCCGGGAUCAAAAGAAAAGAGACAACUUGCACGCACGUUGGGCGGCAAUCCGGCCAGAUUAUACUCCCCCGACAAUGCCAGCCAACCGACGGCAAUGUAG
Molecule: messenger RNA, 249 nt
Organism: Akanthomyces muscarius
Lineage: Eukaryota; Fungi; Ascomycota; Sordariomycetes; Hypocreales; Cordycipitaceae
Exons: 3
Coding region: 1-249 (82 amino acids)
Source: RefSeq, a predicted model, not a curated record